AUGGCCUUUCAAUAUACCAUCGCUUUGAAAAAUCAGCAUGGCUCCCACUCUAAUUAUGGAGUCUUCAUGGAACCUCCUCAGUUCAGUGUUGAUCAGAAACCUUGGAUGAAUGUCUGGUAUACAACAUUUGUUCCAUCCGGUGGAGAUAUCACUAUCCAAACAGGUGUAGACUUUUAUGCUUGGGCUGGAAGUGUGAACAGCGCACCUGCGCCCGGUAUCAUCGUGUCGGGUGGCAUGGUUUUGAUGGCUGGACUUGGCACCUCGACUACGCCUGGAAGCACUUUUGAUCUCCAGGUUGAACAAUCAUUUCCAAUUCUCGCCGAGGUCGCCCGGAACGCUCCUUCUGGUGCAUAUGAAAUCAAAUGUGGCACAGACUUCGAUGAACCUAACAAUAAGUAUCUGGUUGGGCUUGCCAAACCAAACCACCGAGGACAAGUCGUCCCAGUUGCGUCGGUGGCUCCAGGAAAGAAUACGAAGGUUCAGAUUUCUCCAAAACUGAAGUUUUUCAUCGCGGAAACCCAACAUGUAGCAGGCGAAAUAGUUGACUAUAGCGCUGUUUCGAGUCGAGGUGCUACCAUUGAUUUUAGCAGCGGCGAGGGGUUGGGUAAACACCGUGCUAGUGUAGUCCAUGCUGCGGACGGAACGUUCACCGUGACAUACGACAGUUAA
Messenger RNA from Aspergillus nomiae NRRL 13137, 669 nucleotides. RefSeq lists its product as uncharacterized. The transcript has 4 exons. The record is from RefSeq and is a predicted model, not a curated record. The coding region runs from base 1 to 669 and encodes 222 amino acids. NCBI's taxonomy places the organism in Eukaryota, Fungi, Ascomycota, Eurotiomycetes, Eurotiales, Aspergillaceae.